CUGUUCUAUUCCACAAACGCUCAGAGGAAAACGGUGAGGCAGAAAGCGGUGGGCGGAAAGAGAAUUCAGGUUGUUGAAGACCAUAGGGAACUUUCACUCUUCACUUGAAAGGAAAUAACAUUGAAGAUUAAAGUCAAAGAAAUUCCGUAUCCAUAGAUUAGUAGAUGGCGUCAGUGAAUGACUCUCGCCUUCAGCAGCAGCCUGCCCAGAAGGAUGCGGCUGACCAGAACUUUGACUACAUGUUCAAGCUGCUGAUCAUUGGCAACAGCAGUGUGGGGAAGACCAGCUUCCUGUUCCGCUAUGCUGAUGACUCCUUCACCUCAGCCUUUGUCUCCACUGUGGGCAUAGACUUCAAGGUCAAGACCGUCUUCCGCAAUGAGAAAAGGAUAAAGCUACAGAUAUGGGACACAGCGGGACAGGAGCGCUACCGUACCAUCACCACAGCCUACUACAGAGGAGCCAUGGGCUUCCUGCUCAUGUAUGACAUCACCAACCAGGACUCCUUCAACGCUGUGCAGGACUGGGCAACUCAGAUUAAGACAUACUCUUGGGACAACGCACAGGUGAUCCUGGUGGGAAACAAGUGUGAACUGGAGGAUGACAGGCUAGUCCCCACAGAGGAUAGUCAGAGACUGGCCAAAGAUCUUGGGUACCAGUUCUUUGAGGCCAGCGCCAAGGACAACAUCAACGUGAAGCAGGUGUUUGAGCGGCUGGUAGACGUCAUCUGUGAGAAGAUGAACGAGAGCAUGGGCGGAGAUGCCAACAUGUUGUCCAAUCACAGGAGCACCAGUCUACAGGACUCGCCUCCAGAGAACCAUGGGGGCUGUGGCUGCUAAAUCCCACCUCAUUUCUCCUCACAGCCCCACACCAAACCCUGUCACUGUGCCUGAAGUAUAGAGAGUACACAUCAAACUACACCCCCUAACACAGCCACUACAGUGAAAACCAUAAAGCAGCUAGCUGAGAUAACCAUCGGUCCCCUCCCCUCGGUCCAUCCAGUGUUAUCCCACAUAUCCCCUGUUCUAGUUUCUGUAUUCCCUGAAAAGGCCCCAUCUCUCUUGUGUACUGUGCCCCCCCCCCCCAGCCUCUACCACAUGGCAUCCCCUCUGCUCUUCUGGCACAAAAUAAAUGUAAGUACUGUA
Messenger RNA from Oncorhynchus keta (chum salmon), 1142 nucleotides. RefSeq names its product ras-related protein Rab-3D-like. The transcript has 5 exons. The record is from RefSeq and is a predicted model, not a curated record. Gene Ontology annotation, molecular function: GTPase activity; GTP binding. The coding region runs from base 165 to 836 and encodes 223 amino acids. NCBI's taxonomy places the organism in Eukaryota, Metazoa, Chordata, Actinopteri, Salmoniformes, Salmonidae. Gene Ontology annotation, biological process: protein localization to plasma membrane; regulation of exocytosis; protein secretion. Gene Ontology annotation, cellular component: endosome; synaptic vesicle; plasma membrane.